This is a messenger RNA of Thalassophryne amazonica, 1999 nucleotides long. Its product is annotated as occludin. Gene Ontology annotation, biological process: bicellular tight junction assembly; positive regulation of transcription elongation by RNA polymerase II; snRNA transcription by RNA polymerase II. The transcript has 9 exons. The record is from RefSeq and is a predicted model, not a curated record. Gene Ontology annotation, molecular function: cis-regulatory region sequence-specific DNA binding. The coding region runs from base 209 to 1840 and encodes 543 amino acids. Lineage: Eukaryota; Metazoa; Chordata; Actinopteri; Batrachoidiformes; Batrachoididae. Gene Ontology annotation, cellular component: transcription elongation factor complex; membrane; bicellular tight junction.
AGGAAAACACACGAAAAGUAGCUUCCAAUAACCAGCUUUAAAUUAACCCAAACACGGGAACCUGGCAGUUACUACUCGGACGUGUAUUUUUUCCUUCACUGUUUCUGAACUUUGGGCAAUAACAAAAGAGUUUUGAGGAGAAUCAGGACGGUCUCCGGUUCCGUUUUUUAUCUUUCGUAGUGGUUUUUUCUUCCUUUCAGUUGCUGAGAUGUUUGACCACCAGCGCUACGACAGCCCCCCUGUCUACAGUCCUCCUUUCAGCCCAACAUCCAAUAAUGGUUUUGGCCCUCAGAGCAGCUUUCAUCCUCCUCAGAGUGAUUACGAUCCUUACCCACCCGCACCGGGCUCCUACUACAUCGAGGCGAAACCACAACACUUUUACAAAUGGGUGUCACCCCCUGGGGUCAUCAAGGUCAUGAUGGCGGUGGUCAUUGUACUGUGCGUGGGAAUAUUCGCCUGUGUGGCCUCCACUCUCAUGUGGGACCUUCAGUAUGGAUAUGGAAUGGGAAUGGGUUACUAUGGUUCUGGGAUGGGCUACGGCUCUGGAUAUGUCGGCGGCAGCUAUGGCUCAGGUUACGGCAGUUAUGGCAAUUAUGGGAACUACUACGGCUCCUACAUUUCACCUUACUCAGCCAAAACUGCCAUGAUUUCCAUGGCAGCCAUUAACUUCAUAUUGGCAUUGGGUUUUUUCAUUGCCAGCUUCACUAAGUCUGACUUCGUCCGCAGCAGGAAGUACUUUCUGGGUGUCGUGAUAGCAAGCAUCAUCAUGGCUAUCCUGGAGGGCAUUAUAAGUAUUGUCUAUAUUGUCGGGGUGAACCCAAUGGCUCAGGGAUCCUCCAGUAUGAUAUACAAUCCAAUGCUGAUGAUGUGUCAGAACCUCUACCAAACUAGUUACUCUCAGAUGGGUGGAGUGGGAGGAUUCCCCAUGUACAACCAGUAUCUCUACCACUACUGCUUUGUGGAUCCUCAAGAGGGAAUUGCUAUGGUGUGUGGAUUCCUGGUUGUCAUUGCAUUGAGUGUUGCUGCAUUCUUUGCACUGAAAACAAGAGGCAAGAUCUGGCGCUAUGGGAAACCCAACAUUUACUGGGAACAGCCUCUUGCUGGUGGGAAAGCCUCAGAGGGCAGAGAUGUAGAGGAAUGGGUGAACAAUGUGGAGGAAAGCCAGAGUUUGCAAGAUGCUCCGACAAUGGUGGUGUCCGAGAAAGGAGCCGGGGUCCUCAACGCCUCGCCAAACAGUGUCAUCUCCUACCCUCCUGCUAAGAUGGACACCAGCUCCUUUAAUGAAGACACCUACAUUAACAAUGAGUACUCUGAGAAGACCACCAGUCGACCCUCACAGGCAUUUUCUCAUGGUGGAAGGACCAGCUCCAGCCCAUCAGAAGAAACAGGGGGCAGCCGCAAGCCCUCAGCCAACAGGGGCAAGAGACGCCGACGCAACCCGGAACUGGAUGAGUCUCAGUAUGAGACAGAGUGCACGACAGGAGGGGAGACUGGCAAUGAACUUGACCCAGAAGAGUUUGAGAGCAUGUACCCAGAAAUAACAUCUGAUGCUCAGCGUCACGACUAUAAGAGAGAGUUUGAUGCUGAUCUUCGGGAGUACAAGCGCCUGUGUGCCGACAUGGACGACAUCAAUGACCAGCUGAACAAACUCAGCCAGCAGCUGGACACGCUGGAUGACACCUCUGCAAAAUACCAGGCUGUAGCAGAGGAAUAUAAUCAACUGAAGGACCUAAAGCAGACAGCUGACUAUCGGUCCAAGAAGCAGGAAUGUCGCAGGCUGAGACACAAACUGUUCCACAUCAAACGCAUGGUGAAGAACUACGACAGGAACCACUCGUAAAGUCGCUGGGUCCUGACGCACAGCUCUGUAGCUGGAACAGCAAACACUCACACACUGGGAGAACACGGCCCAAAUGCUAACGUACACUCCACAAAGUGACAAAAACUCAGAAAUGCUGUGACCAAAGUACGUGUACACAGAUCAUACUGUAAUAAUAAU